GUCGCGCUUAAACCUUUUUUCUAUUGAGUCACGAAUAAAAACUUUUCCUUCCUGAAGUGACAGCAUGGAGAGUUGAAUGUUGGUGUAGAACCGAUUUAUUGUCACCAGGAGCAGUUUAUCUCAUCUCACUGACCUCCAUCUUAACUGCGUCAUGGCGAGUGAUCUGGACGUAGAGGCGGUGGGACGCAUCCUCGUGGACAGACAACAGGAGCUGCCUGCUCGUUUUCGGGCUUUGUUUACACUUCGGAACCUGGGUGGAGCUGAGGCGGUGCGAUGGAUCAGCGAGGCUUUCUCAGACGAUUCUGCGCUCCUCAAGCACGAGCUGGCCUACUGUCUGGGGCAGAUGCAGGAUGAGAGAGCUAUUCCUGUCCUGGAGACGGUGCUGAGAGACACCAAGCAGGAGCCUAUGGUCAGGCAUGAAGCAGGUGAAGCUCUGGGAGCCAUCGGGAAUCCAAAAGUGUUGGAUUUACUGAAACAGUAUUCUAAGGACCCGGUCAUUGAGGUGGCAGAGACGUGUCAGCUGGCCGUCAGGAGGUUGGAGUGGCUGAUGAAUGGCGGUGGUGAUGUGGUGAACUCAGAGGGAGCAGACAGUAACCCUUACAGCUCAGUGGAUCCGGCUCCUCCGGCACAGAGGAAGAGCGUCUCUGAGCUCAGGACACAGCUGCUGGAUGAGAGCCUGCCUCUGUUUGAGCGCUACAGAGCCAUGUUCGCUCUCAGGAACCUCAGCAGCGAGGAGGCCGUGCUUGCUCUGGGAGACGGCCUGCAGUGCAGCAGCGCUUUAUUCCGUCAUGAGAUCGGUUACGUGUUGGGGCAGAUGCAGCAUGCGGCGAGUAUCCCUCACCUGCGCGCCGCUCUGGAGAACGAAGCCGAGAACGCCAUGGUGAGGCACGAGUGCGCCGAGGCGCUGGGAUCCAUCGGUCAGGACGCUUGUCUGCCCGUCCUACAGCGCUACCGGCAGGACCGCGAGCGUGUGGUGAAGGAGAGCUGCGAGGUGGCACUGGACAUGCUGGAGUACGAGAAGAGCGGCCAGUUUCAGUACGCAGACGGACUGCUCCGAAUAAACACGACUGCUCACUGACUCUGAAAUGAAUCCUGAUGACUGACACGACUUCCACCUCACAGCGUGAGCUCUUCGACAUGAGAUCAGCUUUUCCACAGGAAAUAAACUCAGAUUAGUAAAUUUAUAAAAAAAAAUCUGUAAAACCAGAAUCUCAACCUGUUUCACUUGACGUGCUUUGGUGUGCUUUUUUUCAACGUGUAAAGCAACAUUGGUUUUCCUCCUCAACUUUAUGCAGCUCUUCAAAUCGCUGUAUUUCAUUUGUUCAUUAUUCCUUUUUCUCCUGUUAGAAAUGGAAAACCUGAAGUAUGUAACGUCACUUGGGACAAAAAACUAAUAAUAAUCUCGUCCUUGAGUAUUUCCUGAACAUUCUGAUCACACGGCGAUCAAACGAUUUAUUAAUAAAGAAGGAAAGUAUUAUUCCUCAAUAUAAAGUACA
Messenger RNA from Tachysurus vachellii, 1496 nucleotides. RefSeq names its product deoxyhypusine hydroxylase/monooxygenase (gene dohh). The record is from RefSeq and is a predicted model, not a curated record. The transcript has 6 exons. Lineage: Eukaryota; Metazoa; Chordata; Actinopteri; Siluriformes; Bagridae. Gene Ontology annotation, biological process: peptidyl-hypusine biosynthetic process. Bases 152 to 1078 code for a protein of 308 amino acids. Gene Ontology annotation, molecular function: deoxyhypusine monooxygenase activity.